GAAUCUCAUCCCCAUUUUCUUGCUCCCCCUCUCUAUAUCUAUACCAACUGAUGUCUUUGUGUCAGCUGCACAAUUUCUAGCACCGUUGUGAGGGGGAUUCGGUGAUCUCUCUCUCUCUCUCUCUAUAUCAGAGCCAUGGCUCCAAGCAAGCUCGACUCUAAUGGAAAUGCAAGUGUUUCCCAGCAGGAGAAUGGUUUUGUUGAUUCAUUAUCAAUCUUGAAUUCUGAGAAGGCAGUGCAAGAAAUUAUUCAGCAACCACUUAUUCCGGGAAUUGAGGAUAAUCUCAUAGAGUUCUCCGAGGCAAUGAGAACUGUUGCGAAGGCAUUAAGACGAGCUGCUGAAGGGAAAGCUUCUGCUCAAGCCGAGGCAGCUGAAUGGAAACGUAAAUUUGAAUUGGAGAGGGCACGAAAUCUUCAGUUGGAGCAGAAAGGAAACAAGAUUUGUGCAAAGCUUCAAAAUUGUUGGGCUCGAGCUUCUCCAGAUAAUGCAAUGGGAAUUAUUAGAUUAUUUCUUCAAUGUCUUGUUUGUUGGGAUAUUUGGAAGGAACAGAGUGGGGGAGUAUCUGAAGUGCUGCCAUCUGGAGUGAGUAAUGGUGAUUUUUACAAUGAGAGGGCAGACAACUCAGCAGACCAACCUGUGCUGCUGAAUCAAACCUGUGAGCAAUCUGAGGUGUGUUGUGGGGAGAACGGAAUUUGCUCCCAUGAGGUUCUACGGGAUGGGGACCCUGAUUCUGGUUUGGAUGUGGUUCAGAAUAGAUUUAUGAGAAAGGCAUCAUUUAAAUUAUCAUGGUGUGGCAAAGGUGAUAACAACGAUCAGCGAAAACAUGACAUUGUCUCUUUUGAGAAGGGAAAUAUAACAGCUGCAGAGCGUAGCAGUAAGCAGAUAUCUUUGAAGUGGGAAUCUCAGCCACAGACUGUGCUUAUUUUGACUAAACCAAAUUCACCUUCUGUUCGUAUUCUGUGUGCAGAAAUGGUCAGAUGGUUGAAAGAUCAUAAAGAGCUGAACAUUGUUGUGGAACCACGAGUGAGGGUAGAGCUUCUAACAGAUUCAAUGAACUACAACUUUGUACAAACCUGGAAAGAUGACAAGGAAGUUCUGCUCCUGCACGAGAAAGUUGACCUUGUUGUAACUCUUGGUGGGGAUGGAACUGUUCUUUGGGCAGCAUCAAUGUUCAAAGGGCCAGUUCCUCCCCUUGUCCCGUUUUCUUUAGGUUCUUUGGGCUUUAUGACCCCAUUUUAUAGUGAACAUUACAAAGAAACUCUUGAUUCAAUCCUUCGGGGUCCCGUUAGUAUCACAUUAAGACAUCGGUUGCAGUGCCAUGUUAUUCGUGAAGCAGCUAAAAAUGAAUAUGAGACCGAAGAACCUAUACUAGUUUUAAAUGAAGUGACGAUUGACCGUGGAAUUUCAUCAUUCCUUACAAAUUUGGAAUGCUAUUGCGACAACUCAUUUGUCACCUGUGUUCAAGGGGAUGGUUUGAUCUUGUCAACAACAUCUGGAAGCACUGCAUAUUCCUUGGCAGCUGGUGGAUCAAUGGUCCAUCCACAGGUUCCUGGCAUCCUGUUUACACCAAUUUGCCCACAUUCCUUGUCCUUCCGCCCUCUGAUAUUACCAGAGCACAUAACACUGAGAGUUCAAGUACCUUUCAAUAGCAGAAGCCAUGCUUGGGCAUCUUUCGAUGGAAAAGACAGAAAAAUGUUGGCACCUGGGGAUGCACUUGUGUGCAGCAUGGCACCUUGGCCCGUGGCAACUGCUUGUCAAGGUGACUCCACCAGUGAUUUCUUGCGCAGCAUACAUGAGGGUCUCCACUGGAAUUUGAGGAAGACUCAAUCUUUUGAUGGCCCUCGGGACACAUAACUGUUUUCUUUUCUUCUUUUUUUUAAUUUAAUUUUUUCUAUUUUUUUUUAUCUGUUCUUCGGCUGAAAGAAGCUAUGUUCUGUUGGGACAGUGUAUCUGUUAGUAAGAAUGUUCAUAGCUUCAUCCCACUGUUAUUUUAGGGAGGAGAUAGCUUCUUCUUUUUUUAAUGUUUUUUAAGUACUUAAAAGUGAAACAGAGUAUUCCUUAUCUUACGCGAAUUGUAUUAAUAUUUAAUCACAGGAUAACAGAUAUUACUACCAGAAGUAGAUAGAAGAGAAUUAUAUCCUUUAUAGUA
Molecule: messenger RNA, 2149 nt
Organism: Camellia sinensis
Lineage: Eukaryota; Viridiplantae; Streptophyta; Magnoliopsida; Ericales; Theaceae
Gene: NADK1
Product: NAD kinase 1
Biological process (GO): NADP+ biosynthetic process; NAD+ metabolic process
Molecular function (GO): NAD+ kinase activity
Source: RefSeq, a predicted model, not a curated record